Molecule: messenger RNA, 702 nt
Organism: Exophiala bonariae
Lineage: Eukaryota; Fungi; Ascomycota; Eurotiomycetes; Chaetothyriales; Herpotrichiellaceae
Exons: 2
Coding region: 1-702 (233 amino acids)
Biological process (GO): ribosomal large subunit biogenesis
Cellular component (GO): nucleolus
Source: RefSeq, a predicted model, not a curated record
AUGGGGCGGGAAAGACAAAAGAAGAAGAACAGAUCCUCGAUCUCCAAGGCAAAACCCAAGUCCAACCGGACAAAAGCUGGCAAGAAAAAGGUCAACUUCCUGGGCAACGAGAUCAUCAAGCAAAACUGGGACCGCAAACUCACACUCUCGCAAAACUACAAAAGACUAGGACUGAGUUCCAGACUCAACUCGGCAUCUGGGGGCACAGAGAAGAAAAUCCCCAAAGCGGGCGAAGAUGUCGAACCACCGACUCGCGACUCCCUUGCGAUCGCCGGUCCACGGGCCAGGGCGAAGAUAACACCCCAAGAAAUCCAAGUCGAGCGAGAUCCCGAGACCGGAAAGAUUCUUCGUGUCAUCCACCCUGAGACGGAGGCAGAAACGAACUUUAACCCGCUGAACGACCCGCUCAACGAGCCCAUGGACGUUGAAGCCGACGAACCCGUGCGGCGCACACAGAUGCAGAACGACAUCAUCUCUCAGCUUGAAGCGCAGGCGGCUCAUGAAGAAGAGAUGCUGCUGAACAAGCGGCCGAGACAUCAGAGCUCGCGCGAGGAGGAGUGGAUAACGAGAUUGGUGGAGAAACAUGGCGACGAUGUCCGCGCCAUGGUGCGCGACAAGAAACUCAAUCCGAUGCAGCAGACUGAAGGUGAUAUUGCACGGCGCUUGAGGAAGUGGAAGGCUAGUCGUGAAGCGACGACUUGA